GAACGCUGCACAAGAUGUAGUUUGAGUGCGAGUCACAAUGCCCUGCAAUUGAUGACACAUGAAAAUUCCGAAACGCUAAGCGCUGUCAAAGGGCUCAUAGAGAAGUACCUAGAUCAAAACCGUGAGUUCACUGAACUUUGACAGCAAAGUAGCUUUUCUAGCAAUGCUCAGUUUUAUCAUAUUUCCACAGUCUCGGCUUUGGUUUCUUCUCAUUUCUAAGCUAUGAGGAAAGAAUUGUUUUUAAGUGAACGUUUUUACAUUUCGCUACAAAUAUGAGCCACAAUGUGGUAUGAAAUGAGCGUGCAUAUCGUAGGGUUUUUAAUGACAGCAUUUCCUAUAGUUAAACAUAAGGAUAACUAGCUAAACUGACUUCAAAAUAUAAUUUUGUUUUUGAAUGCUGUUUUCCUAGUCACUGGUGUUCUAGCUAUGACAUUAAAGCAACAAACGCUUUAUCUACCAAAAACAAACGUUGCAUUCCCUUCACCAAGUGGCAACUCUGCUUGCAAUAAAAUUAAGUGGAACUCCAAUGAAAAGGUUUUCAGCUGUGUGCAAAGAAGAAACAUAGAAUGCGGGCUACCCGCGCCACAUGUUUUUAACCCAGGUUUUUAUUCUCGGAGAAAACAAUACAGUAAAGCUAAUAUUGAAGAGGAUCUGCACUGUUCUGGUAAUACUAUCAUGUUGGUCAGGGGAAGCAAGAACAACAAGUCUGCUAGCUUAGUGGGAAAAGAAGACUUUAUACCUGGCAUUUAUGGGAACAGCACCUUCUCUCGCCAGAAACCACACUUCUGUAAUUUGGAAUCUGAUUUUUCUGCUGAAAAGAAAUUUCAUUCAUCAGAAGAGAAGAUUGCUAGAGAAGGUGUUCUUACAGGUGCGUUUUAUAAGGACCAUUAUAAUGCUGCAAUGGAACAGCUGGCCGCUCUUAGCUUGUCCAAAAAUACUAGGACAUCACAGCUCAGCCCAAAUAGCUGCAGACAAGCACCAUAUCAUUCCUGGAGCUAUAUACAUAAUCAAGGCAACAAGGCAGUGAGCAGAGACUUCCAUAGACGUUUGGGGGAAAUGCCGUCUAGCUCCAGUGAUGUUCCUAUAAACUUCAUCCACACUAAUAAUCCUCUGGUACAGUCUUUUAUAAAGAGAUGCCACACAGUUUCUUAUCUUGAAACCCAGAAAGCAGCUUUGGAGAACUGCAAUAGAAAUGGAGAUGGGGAUUUUUUAAAAAACGAAGCCAUUGCUUCUGCUGCUUAUCCUGCUACAGAUGGUAGUAGUGAUGACAUGCUUUCUGUAAUCAGAUCGAGUUUGAAAAGAGGAAAUGGCAACGUAGAGGACAAGCCUUCAAUAGAAAAAGAGAUAUCUGAAAAUGAGAAAAGAAAUAAAGAGUUGCUGAAAUAUUUAAAAAACGUGAAUGUUAACCUAAAACCGGAUCCUAUAGAAGUCAAGGAAGACGUUUCCUCUUCAUCUGAGAGUGAUACAUUUUCAUACCCUGAUUUUCUUCCCCCGCCUUACAAUACCUGGGAUUUACAAAAAAUGUCCUCAUCAAAAUUUGAUGAAUGGAAAUCAUCCUUUAAUCCGCCUCUCGAAGAAUCACUUUGCAAGCUAAUUUCCCGUCUGGUGGAAAUGGAGAAGUUGCAACACUUGACGAUAUUAAAAGAAAGGACAAGAGAGACUGUUUCUCCCACUAUGGCUGUUAACAACCGCACCAGUUUUUCAAAAGAUGCACACCAGUUUAAGCAACUGAAGCAAUCCGAUAGUUCAUGUCCUCAGGCAGGUUUUGAUGGAGAUCUUCACCAUUUUGGCUGCUGCAUGCAAGAACUGGACAUGCCAAAAUGCACUUGCCAGCGCUGUCAUAGUAAGUGGAAUUCUGGAGCAUCUUCCCCUGCACGGCCGUCCACAAAGCCCUGCCGAGCAUCGUGCAGUAGGUGCAACAAGUGCGCCAAAGCUCCAGUAAUCUUAGACUCAAGAAAUGUACCCGCACGGAGAGCUCUGUCAUGCUCCGGAAGCUCACAAAAAAUUCGAUCUGCUGUCAAAACAACUUCAGCAAAGUUGCUUUUACCCAGUGCAGCUGUAGCUUACUCCUUACCUGACAGCGAAAGUUCAAAAUGGAAGCAGCCAAGGACAAAACGAAAACCUUGUAGAAAAAAUGGAGCGCUAACGAGUAAACUAAAAUCCAUACCUGUUAUUUCAAAAGAAAAAUGCUCGCCUGCUGACCAGCAAUGAUCUGUUGAACUAAGUCAUCAGGCAUUCAUUAGUAUUCGAGCAAAAGGAAUGAGCAAUGGUGAUUUGGAAAGCUGUAUCCAGUUUUUAAUCUGUGUUAUAUGAAAAUAUCAGAUUUUAUUUUUUCCGGGAGAACAUUUUCAUGUAAGAUUUUCAAAGAAACCGAUAGCAAAAAAGGAUUCCUACCUUUCUAUCAUAUAGUAAUAAUUGUAAUCAUAGUAUUCUUUAUCUUUUUAAAAAAUUAAUGUUAAGAUGGUUUUUUUAUAUAAAAAAGUUUAAAUUGAAUAGGCAAAUAAAGUGCAGUCCUUGUGCUAUUGGUGUGAUUCUAAAGUGUAAAAGAUAAAUGAGGAAUUAAACAUGCAUUGAUAAUUGGCUUCAGAGGAUUACUCUAGUUUUAUAUUGAUAAGCUAAAACCGUAACUUCCAUGCUCAGAGGCAAUAUACUUCUGAUCAGAUACUAAGGGGAAAUCAACAUAAUUUGGUUAUAGCCAUCUGAAGUCAUCCUAAUGCCAUCUGGUUUACUGGUUGGACACAUAAUAUCAUACUAGAUUAAAAGACCUAGGUAUCUGGUCUGGAUUUUUGUGUGUACUUGUAAUAAAUUUGUAUUUGGAAAU
Podarcis raffonei (Aeolian wall lizard) is the source of this 2821-nucleotide messenger RNA. It is a transcript of the gene FAM217A, whose product is annotated as family with sequence similarity 217 member A. The coding region runs from base 427 to 2211 and encodes 594 amino acids. Lineage: Eukaryota; Metazoa; Chordata; Lepidosauria; Squamata; Lacertidae. The transcript is spliced from 7 exons. The record is from RefSeq and is a predicted model, not a curated record.